Paraglomus brasilianum is the source of this 2304-nucleotide messenger RNA. NCBI's taxonomy places the organism in Eukaryota, Fungi, Glomeromycota, Glomeromycetes, Paraglomerales, Paraglomeraceae. The record is from the annotation of a GenBank genome assembly.
AUGAGCACCUUCAUGGUUCAUCAAAAUUCGUUCGGCAACGCUUCUCUGGAGGGUGAUAGCAGCUCACGUAAAGCAGCUGGGAUCGUGGUUCUUAGAGACAUUGAAAUUGGUCUCAAGAAUGCACCGAAACAAAAGAAGGGAAUUGCUGGGCUGUUUCACAAUAGGGCAAAGAUAUCAGCAACAUUUGAAUUAGGCAAUCGAAAGCUCGAAACAAUAACUGUCUCCCUAGAUGAAGCGAAAUCGGCGCAGUGGUUUGAACAUAUGUUGUUAGAGGUAUAUCCUCCAACAUCAACUAUUCUCUCUGUGGUUUGCUUCAAUGCCAACGAGAGAGGGAUGAAUGCAAUUAUGGGAGAAUGUAGAGUAGACCUCACCAAAUAUCGUAUUUUGAAUGAUUUAUUUCCCGUUGUCGUUGUUGAAAAUUUAAAUAGUCAUGGUGAAAUAGUCGGUCAAGUUCGAUUCCAGAUGGUUCUUAUGCUUCCAGGUCCCCCACGGACUCUUGCUCAGGAUGUAUUGGCAUCGGAUUUAAAAGGACAUCGUAUUGCCAUGGCCGUCAUCCGCAAUGUUAAAAGCCAUAGGAUGAUCCGACACGAUGCGCAUCUAGAGUUUUCUCUAUCAGACCCUGGCGAUCAUGAACCAGGGUCGACGUAUACAACUUAUCCGUUCUGGAAAGUAUCCGAUCGGAAGUGGACACGUCUGAUCUGUAUGGACUUGGUAGCUUCUGGGGAUGUCGUGCUGACAGUCAAAUGCAAGACAAACCCUGUGGCCAAGCCUACUUCUAGGACUGUUGUUCAUAUUUUUUCAAAUAUUGCCGUUUGGUCUGAACUUUCCAAGGGUUCGUUUGCUGAUGGUCGCGGCGUUAAUAUUGGUCAAGCAAAGUUUCUAGAGGCUGGUGGGGCUGCGGGCGUUGCCGAAAUUGAACUAUCUAUUCACGAACUGGCAACUUGGGAUGCGAUUCUCGGGGAUGACAGAUGCUAUUCUUUUGGCCCGCCAGAGAGGCAUAUGACAAUGCCUCCUUAUUCAAUGGAUGUUAACGUUUCAGAAGACUCUGGAGUAGGUUUCCGAAGGCCAUCGAAUAAUGAAAGGACGAUGUCAUCAGCAAGCAACAGCAUGCGCUACAGGCUUAGAGACGAACCGGUUGGUUAUCCGAACAAUGAUGUCGACUAUUCUCUGAGCCGUGAAACUUCAAGAACGACGCUCAGAAGUACUACCGUGCCUAUUGAUCGCAGAGGGACUCGGCCCGUUAUGUCCCACUCUGGCUAUAACAUUCCCAUCACGAGUUCGCCUGACCAUAGCACGUUGCCAUCACCGACGGCGAGCCAGAUAUGUCUACCAUCGCCAGAAGUCAGACCAUUAGAUAAUCAAUCAACCAGUUACAGUAAUCCAGUGUCUCCUACUAGCGGAGCGUUUAUUUACAGGACGGACACUAUGAACACUAAUAGUUCAUAUAAUACGCAAUUUCAACAACCUAUGGAAAGUGCCAUUGGGAGUUUGGCUUGUAAACUUUACAGAAUACAGGCACCUUUGGAGUUUCCACGGGAAUCAGUGGAUCCGCAGCAUAAUUUACAUAGGAACAGGUUAUAUUUGGCCAUCCACUACUGCGAACAAGUCGCUGUAGUAGUCAAAUUGUUCAACAGCAUGAGCCUCUGGCAUAAUGAAAAUAAGUACCUCGACGAAUUGCGGGGCAGUCACAUAGUUAAAUGGAAGGGUUACAGCUUCGAGCAGGGUUUAAACGGAUAUGUAUCUGUCACCAAGUAUUACGACGGGAAAUCGCUGUUAGCUGGAGCGGAUAGAUAUGCAGCCGAGACCGCAUUCAAGCCUAUUUUCGAGUCCAUUUGUAAGGCCGUAGCCUUCAUUCAUGAGAAGGGUGUUGUACAUCUAGAUCUGAAACCAUCAAACAUAAUAUUUGAAUCCAGAACCUCUAGGGAAAUUCGAAUAUGUGAUUUUGAGUUUGCACGACCUGCCGGAACCGAAGCCGCUGAAAUGUAUUUCGACCAUCACCUCACACCCGGGUUUUCUGCACCGGAACUUUUUCAAAACCACGUCGUCGCAGAAUAUUCUGCCGACGUAUUCAGCCUUGGCUGUAUAUUUUAUUACAUAACUCGCAGAAGACCUUUGUUCGAGACAGAGCAAGAUUUGAAACGACCGGUCCUUUCCCCGGUUGAUGGAGAAAUUCAAGAUGAGGAUGCAGCCCGAUUAAUUACAUCGAUGUUAGAUAGGAAUCCGAGCGCGAGACCGACUAUGCAAGAAGUUUUACAAGAUCCAUAUUUUGAUGCUGCUUAUAGUCAUAGGUUUAGCCAGUUUUAG